UCAGCGGCGUCGGUGCCUGCGCCAGCGCAGCAGCGUAUAGUCGGCGGCCGACCCACCACAGUCAACAAGUACCCGUUUGCUGCGAACAUCCAAAUCAAUGAGUUCGGCAUAGUAUGGGACUCCGCAUGUGGAGGUUCCUUGAUCAGUGCCACCGCUGUGCUGUCCGCUGCUCAUUGCUUCGGUUUUCCAGCCAGGUCAUACGGCGUUCGACUUGGAAGCUCUUCCGCUAUCAGCGGAGGAACCGUCUACAAUGUGGCUUCAUACGUGCGCCACCCAGAAUAUACCAAUCUUGUCGAGAAUGACGUGGCGAUACUGAAACUGGCCAGACCUGCAAUAUUCGGUGACGUAGUAAGAGCUGCUAGCAUCCCAGCACGUGUAUACCCGAUAGCAGACGGGACUGAAUUGACUGCGAUUGGUUGGGGAAUUUUGAAUUCUGGAGGUACUGGGCCGGAAAUCCUGCAAGAGGUCCAGUUUAACAAAGUCAACACGGCGGUUUGUGCCGAACGCUACAGAGCUCUACACGCUAACACAACUCUUGAGAAUCGUAAAGUCACCGAUAGAAUGUUAUGCGCUGGCGGCGACGGCGGCAAGGCUACUUGCAGUGGAGACUCGGGGGGUCCCAUCUUAAUAAAUGGCGAUAUUGUAGUUGGAAUCGUCUCUUGGGGCCACCCUAAUUGCUUCGAGCCGAUGUACCCUAGCGUCAACUCACUCGUCAGUGCCUUUAGUGACUGGAUCGUUGAAAAUGCUUCUUAGAUACGAAUCUUCUGCGUUAUACAAAUAAAUACGUGAUAAUUAAA
This is a messenger RNA of Plutella xylostella (diamondback moth), 797 nucleotides long. Its product is annotated as trypsin CFT-1. Gene Ontology annotation, biological process: proteolysis. The record is from RefSeq and is a predicted model, not a curated record. Lineage: Eukaryota; Metazoa; Arthropoda; Insecta; Lepidoptera; Plutellidae. Gene Ontology annotation, molecular function: serine-type endopeptidase activity.